Coccomyxa subellipsoidea C-169 is the source of this 1321-nucleotide messenger RNA. RefSeq lists its product as hypothetical. The coding region runs from base 138 to 1115 and encodes 325 amino acids. The record is from RefSeq and is a predicted model, not a curated record. NCBI's taxonomy places the organism in Eukaryota, Viridiplantae, Chlorophyta, Trebouxiophyceae, Coccomyxaceae. The transcript is spliced from 8 exons.
GGACUUAGAUCUUUGUCAGCAGCUCGACACCAUGCAUUGGUUAAGCGCGAUUUAAUUUUAGCAUAAAACUUCAAAAAGCAAUAUAGUAUGAUUUUGGACUCGACGCUGUGAAAAUCUGCGAAUUUCUGAUUCCUUAUAUGGGCUCUCUCACCUUCCUCGGCAGCAGAAGUUUCAUAAACAGGCAUCGGACCCAUUCUCUGAAAUCAGCACCAGGAGAUAUAGAACUAAGGCGUAUCAGGCCCAAAACUCCAAUAUGUGCCUCACAAGCGAGCCUCCCGUUCUUGAGCAAAUUGACAGAUGGCGCCCUGGUCCCUUCUGUCAAACUUCUUGAAAGGCAGCAGAAACCAUACGCACUCAUGAGGGCAAACCAAAAUGAAAUUCUUAGUACAUUGGCAGAACAACUGUCUCUGAGGCCCCAGGCAACCCGAAUUUCAGAGGAUGGGCUCAGCGUGUACAAUACCCCCGACGAAUCUCUCAGCAUUGCUCUACAGGUGGGAACAGGAGAGGGAGUUGAGUGGCUUGUAGCCUCCACAACAGCGCUGGUGAAAUUUGGGGGCGGCACCAUCAGGAUCAAUGUGUUCCCUGACCAGACAUUGAGCGUGCCAAAGCUUGACAUUGAGCUCUUCUUUUUCUUUGGGCGCAUCAACAUGUACAUAAACUUUGUGGCAAGGACUGAUCUGGUGUUGGAUGAAGAGUACCUGAGCAGGUAUUAUAAGACAAAGGGGAGUGCUGGGCACUCAUUCCAUGAUCUGCAGCUGGAAUGCAUGCAAGAUGCAGAAAUGUCUCCUUUUGAGUCGCGCUCCAUUGACAUGCGUGUCCUCACAGGACAGACAUCUCUUUUCCAAGGGGCACAUGCUAGCAUCGAAAAUGUGGAGAAGAUGACAUCAUAUGCAAAGCGAGCAGUUUCUCUAUGGCUGGAAUUUGCAAAGGCUGAGGAUACAGCGGUUACUGAGCCAUCCCAAGCAGAAAAGCUGCGUUUCUACGACAGAAGUCUGUACGGAUUUGCAUGGAGAGAUCCCGAUAAUGAGAAAGUAGCUGCACUGAUUGGGGAGGACGCUCUGCAAGAGAUGCUGCAGCUCUCAACCAGAGAUGACAGUAUACUGCAGACCAUGUAAACGUCAUGUACAGCAGAGUAUCAGUGCCGGGUAAAUCACAUUGCCUCUUCUACCACUUCCCCCAGCCCUCCCUCCAAGUAUUGACAAGAUUUAAUUGUCUGCAUGUCUGUAUUGUCUUUCUUUGAGAGGGUUAGUGUUUACUCUCGUUAGAAUAAACUCUAGAAAGACUUGUUGUUGGUCUUUCUCCUGUAAAUGUGUGAUAAGAA